UCAUUUGAAGAUGGCGCUGAUUCCUUAAUUUUUAUACUAUCUUUAUCCUUUUCGCACUUUUCUUUAUAAUACUAAUUUUAUAUUCUAUUGUAUACAUCGGCUAUAGUUUGGUACAUUUACCACUAAUUUUAUCAUUGAAUAGAAAAGAAUAAAGUUAAGAAACAAGUGAAGUUGAUAUAAAUAUUAAUUUAUUCUUAAUUAAAAAGGAAAAUAUAAAAUACUAAUUUAGAAAUGAGUAAGGCACAUCCUCCGGAGCUUAAGAAAUAUAUGGAUAAAAAAUUAUCAUUAAAAUUAAAUGGAGGAAGACACGUUAUUGGAAUUUUACGUGGAUUUGAUCCAUUUAUGAACAUGGUUAUAGAUGAAAGUAUUGAAGAAUGUAAGGAUGGUACUAAAAACAAUAUUGGAAUGGUGGUAAUCCGUGGAAAUAGUGUAAUAAUGUUAGAGGCUUUAGAUAGGAUAUGAAUCAAAAUAAAAAAAAAUCAAAAACAUAAAACAGAGAUGUAACUUAUAUUCCUAAACAAAUAAUUGAUUAAUUUCAUGCAAUUAACAUUGUAUUUAUUCAACAUUCAUAAAAUAUAUUCAUGAUUAAUAUUUUUUGUUUAAAAAGAAAACUAUUUUGAAUAAAUAAUUUUGAUAUUAAA
Messenger RNA from Apis cerana (Asiatic honeybee), 641 nucleotides. RefSeq names its product small nuclear ribonucleoprotein G (gene SNRPG). The record is from RefSeq and is a predicted model, not a curated record. Gene Ontology annotation, biological process: spliceosomal snRNP assembly; mRNA splicing, via spliceosome. Gene Ontology annotation, molecular function: RNA binding. Gene Ontology annotation, cellular component: U4 snRNP; U1 snRNP; U2 snRNP. NCBI's taxonomy places the organism in Eukaryota, Metazoa, Arthropoda, Insecta, Hymenoptera, Apidae.